AUGGAGGGCUCUCACGCAAAAACAACUCUGGUCCACGAGAUCCUUCGCUUGUACGGUGUCCCUACCAUCUUCAUUAACAUCUUCAAGGACCUGUACUUGCGAUCAUGCUGUUGCGUUAAGACCGGAAAUGGUCACACCGACUUCUUCAAAAUCACCACCGGCGUCAGGCAGGGCUGCAUCCUGUCACCUCUACUUUUUCUCAUUGCCCUCGACUACGUCAUGCGGCGAGCCGGUGCCCAUACAGAACCUGGCAUCCAUUGGUCUGAUCAAGACCGUCUUGGCGACCUUGAUUUCGCUGACGACAUUGCCUUACGUGAGGAAGACGAGCUGAAGCUACAGCAAGGAAUGACCAAUCUAAGAAGAGAAGCUGGCAAGAUUGGCCUGAGGAUCAGCUCUGAAAAGUCAAAGAUCAUGCAUGUCAGCUCCAAGGACCCACGGCGAGGGAUCUACAUCGGAACACAGCAGCUAGAAGAAGUGGAGAAAUUCACCAACCUCGGUAGCGUGAUUUCCCACGAUGGCGAUGCGGAGGUGGAUGUUAAAUGGCGCAUUGGAAAGGCAGCUGCAGUAUUUCGGAGGAUGAACAAGAUCUGGUCCUCCCCGACCAUCUCCCUCAAGAUCAAACUCCACUUCUUUAAUUCAAUCGUGAUCCCAACCGCCAUUUAUGCCAGCGAGACUUGGAAGGUGUCGGCCUGCAUCAACACCAAGCUCGAUGUCUUUCAGCAGCGAUGUCUUCGCCGGAUUCUGAGGAUCCGCUACAUCGACCGCAUCACCAACGAGGAGAUCCUGCGAAGGAGUGGCACAGUUGAACUUCACAACAUCGUUGCAUGCAAAAGGCUCCGACUGGCUGGCCAUAUCCUCCGCAUGGAUGAUGCACAAAUUCCAAAAACAGCGAUGCGCUGGCAACCCCUGGGUGUUAAAAGACCACGAGGACGUCCCUGCAACACCUGGCGAAGACUGACUGAAGUCCACAAGAAGAUGAUGAUGGAGAAAGAGGAGGACAGAGCAGAGUCUGCAGGAUCCAGCUGUGAAAGUGACGACUCCAGAGAUAAUCCUCCAUACUUCUGUGAUGAACCUAGAGCAAUGAGAGGUCAGAGGUCACAGUCUGCAGGGUCCAGCUGUCCAUCUGUGAGGAGUGACGUGUCCAAAGGAAACCCUCCACUCUUCAGUGCUGAACCUGGACCAACGAGGAAGAGGAAGAGGAGUGGUGUUUGUGAGGAGGAGCAGCUGUCCUGCUGUUCUUUGUGUCAGGACGUCCUGAAGGAUCCAGUUUCUACCGGCUGUGGACACUGGUUCUGCAGACAGUGCAUCUCCUCAUACUGGGACCACUCUGCUUCAUCAGGAGACUCCUCCUGUCCCCAGUGUGGAGAAAGAUCCAGAACCAGAGCUGGACUGCAGACAGCCAGUCAGAGCAGCUGUGUACAAACAGAUGUUGGUCUGCAGGAGGUUUUACAUGAACAUAAGAUCAGUCUGAGGAGGAGAUGUGAACAUGUGACUGAAGCAAGUGAUGAAACAGGAAGUAGAACCCUCCUCAACAGGAUCUACACUGAGCUCUACAUCACAGAGGGACAGAGUGAAGAGGUUCAUACCCAACAUGAGGUGAGGCAGCUGGAGACAGCUUCCAAGAUGGACGCCCUCCAUGACGCUCCAAUCAGGUGCCAGGACAUCUUUAAAGCCUUCUCUGACCAACAGAGACCCAUCAGAGUGGUUCUGACCAAUGGCGUGGCUGGUGUUGGAAAAACCUUCUCAGUGCAGAAGUUCACUCUGGACUGGGCAGAGGGCUUGGAGAACCAACAUGUCAGUGUGGUGGUUCUGCUUUCAUUCAGGGAGCUGAACCUGAUCAGAGAUGAGCAGUACAGUCUUCUGGAGCUGCUCCAUGUUUUCCAUCCAACAUUACAGAAGGUCACAGCAGAGAAGCUGGCUGUCUCUCAGCUUUUGUUCAUCUUUGACGGCUUGGAUGAAAGCAGACUUUCAUUGGAUUUCACCAACAGGAAGCUGCUGUCUGAUGUCACACAGAAGUCAUCAGUCAGCCAGCUGCUGACAAACCUCAUCCAGGGGAAUCUGCUUCCCUCGGCUCUCGUCUGGAUAACUUCCCGACCUGCAGCAGCCAAUCAGAUCCCUCCUACAUGUGUUGACAGGCUAACAGAAGUACGAGGCUUCACUGAAGCCCAGAAGGAGGAGUACUUCAGGGGGAGGUUCAGUGAUGAAAAGCUGUCCAGCAGAAUCAUCUCCCACAUGAAGACAUCCAGGAGCCUCCACAUCAUGUGUAGCAUCCCAGUCUUCUGCUGGAUCACUGCUACAGUUCUGGAGCACAUGUUGACUACAGAGCAGAGAGGAGAGCUUCCCAAGACCCUGACUGACAUGUACUCACACUUCCUGCUGGUUCAGACAAAGAGGAAGAAGAACAAGUACCAUGAGGGACAUGAGACGAGUCCACAGGAGCUGACGGAGGCGGACAGGGAAGUUCUUCUGAAGCUGGGGAGGCUAGCGUUUGAACAUCUGGAGAAAGGAAACAUCAUGUUCUACCAAGAAGACCUGGUGCAGUGUGGUCUGGAUGUCACAGAGGCCUUGGUGUACUCAGGAGUUUGUACAGAGAUCUUCAAAAGAGAGUGUGUGAUCUUCCAGAAACCAGUCUACUGCUUUGUUCAUCUGAGCAUCCAGGAGUUUCUGGCUGCUAUCUACAUGUUCCACUGUUUCACGAACAGAAAGACAAAGGUGCUGGAGGACCUCCUGGGACAAAUUCAUUGGAAAUCAUCUCUGGAUGAUUUCCUGAGCAGAGUGAUAUAUAAAUCCCUCCAGAGUAAAAAUGGCCACCUGGACCUGUUUGUUCGAUUCCUUCAUGGCCUCUGUCUGGAGUCCAACCAGAGACUCUUAGGAAGUCUGCUGGGUCAGACAGAGAACAGUCCAGAAACCAUCCAGAUCGUCAUCAGCAACCUGAAGAAGAUGAACAGUGAUGAAAUCUCUCCUGACAGAAGCAUCAACAUCUUCUACUGUCUGAUGGAGAUGAACGACCUCUCAGUACAUCAGGAGAUCCAAGAGUUCCUGAAGUCAGAGAACAGAUCAGAGAGGUUUCUCUCUGAGAUCCAGUGCUCAGCUCUGGCCUUCAUGCUGCAGAUGUCAGAGGUGGUUUUGGAUGAGUUGGACCUGCAGAAGUACAACACAUCAAAACGGGGACGACUGAGACUGAUUCCAGCUGUGAGGAACUGCAGAAAGGCUCUGUGA
Molecule: messenger RNA, 3219 nt
Organism: Pelmatolapia mariae (spotted tilapia)
Lineage: Eukaryota; Metazoa; Chordata; Actinopteri; Cichliformes; Cichlidae
Product: NLR family CARD domain-containing protein 3-like
Exons: 6
Coding region: 1-3219 (1072 amino acids)
Biological process (GO): intracellular signal transduction
Source: RefSeq, a predicted model, not a curated record